AUGGCGACUCUACUCUAUCGGGCCUUGGUAGUCGCAGUUGUUAUGCCCAGUGUGUACGCGCAACUGAUAGUUAUGAAUGUGGUGAUUGAACAGCUGAUAUCGGCGAUCGAGAGAAAGGAUAUGACAGCAUAUGAAAGGGUAACUCCUCGGUGUUUGAACGAUACGAUACAGUUUGUCGUCGAUUACAGAUACCAUGGUAACAUUAAGACGUACGCUCGGCAAAUGUACUUUUCCAGUGGAUAUUUACCAGCCGAUGGCGAAUUUACCAUGACUAUUAAAGAUUUUGGUGACUACGAUCUUUGUCACGCCAUUAAACCUGAAGUCGGCGUCAAUGGAUUUGGGGGAUUGUAUUGCUUUUCCAAAACAGAUAUUAAACCGCUGUCUACUGUCACUGCAGAUAUUGGAGUAUGUUUUCCAGACUCGUGUACAGACCAAGAUGUGCCAGUGUUUGUGUCUCUGGUCUUUUCAACAAUUCUCGGGAGAAUGCCUAUAUCAUAUGCACCAUGUGCCAGAAAAUACGAUCUAAGAGCAGGUGACUAUGUAGCAAUACUAAUAUGUGUGGUUCUCGCGAUUGUGAUUAUCUCUGGUACCCUGUAUGAUGCACUGAGACGUAGAUGUCGACAAAACACACGGCUCUUACAAACACCAUCACCUAGAAACUACACACUCGAAAGUCAACUUCUUAGCGACGAAGAUGCAGUUGCGUGCCAGUCCAAUUCAGAUCUAGAUAUCCAUAGAAGAGAUAAUCCCAGAAAUUGCGGUAAUAAAUGCAGAGAAUUCGUACAGGGGUGUCUGCUGUCAUUCUCCUUGAUUGAAGUUGGUCACAAGAUGAUGAUUACGGUGCAUGGAAAGAGCAGCAUUGCUUGUCUCAAUGGCAUAAGAGUUCUCAGCAUGUUUUGGAUAAUUCUCUUUCAUUCGUAUCUAUUCCUUGCUCAAUACUAUCCCACGAUCGAUAACUACCGCUAUGUCAUUGAAACAAUGGGAGCCCGCUGGUCGGUGAUUCCCCUUUGGAAGGGCGAUCUUGCGGUUGAAGCCUUUCUUGUACUUAGUGGAUUGUUGGUUAGCUACCUGACGCUAAAACAGUUCGAUCGGUGCGGCGGCCCCAGACAUCAUAACUGGUUCUUGUUCUACUUUCAUCGAUUCUGGAGACUGACACCAGUAUACAUGUUUGUGUUGAUGAUGUACACCACUUUGGUUUUAUACGUGUCAGACGGACCGCUAUGGUGGCAAUGGUACGGAGUGCAAGAAGAAUGUCGAGCUGACUGGUGGCAACAUCUACUAUAUAUCAACAACUUGAUUCCAUUUCCUGGUGACACUGGAGGGUGUUUCGGGUGGACAUGGUACUUGGCCGUGGAUAUGCAGUUGUACGUUCUUAGUCCAAUAUUCAUCAUAAUGUUUUACAAGUCACGUAAUGGUGGUGUAUGUUUGACUACGUCAGCAAUUUGCGUUUGUUUGGCAAUAUCUGCAUAUUUUGCGACUGUGCAGGGAAUGACGUUUGGCGCCGAUACAAAAAAAUACAGGAAACCCGAAUACGACGAAGGUGCCUGGCUGUACACUAAACCUUGGUAUCGCUUACCAAACUAUCUUGUUGGUAUCGUCUUGGGAUAUAUAUUCUUCAAACUGAAUGGAGAAAAGGUCAAGAUAAAUAAGUUCUUGAAUAUCUUACUAUGGGGCUGUGCCUUUGCUAUUGGUUUAGCCGUCGUAUAUGGCGUAGAUACAUCGAUAAGAGGGAUCCACAUAUCACAAGGAGCAGCCGUAUUUUAUGUAACGACUCACAGAUUUGCAUUUUCAUUGGCGAUUGGUUGGGUUAUAUUUGCAUGUACAACUGGGAAUGGAGGACUGGUGAAUGCGCUGUUGUCAUGGACUGCUUGGCUACCACUUGCUCGAAUGAACUACUGUGCUUAUCUUGUACACCUGAUUGUUAUCCUCGUAUACGACUUCAGUUUGAAAUCAUUGUAUUACUAUUCAACCAUGGGAUUCGCAAUGGACUACAUUGGGAUAGUAGUGAUUACAUACGGGGUAGCCUACGUUGUUGCAAUGGUUGUGGAACUUCCUAUGAUCGGAUUGGAAAGGGUGAUAAUACCAUCGAAAUAUAAAAGAACAUAACGAAACAUGUUAGCUUCAAAUCGGAUUUAGGGGCGACCAGACUAUUGUAUUUUUUAUAAGUUUACUUGUAAAUAUAAAUUUAAAUAUUUGUUUAUGUUAUUUCAUUUUGGCGACUUAUUGUCAAACCUAUAUUUUAUUUUAUAUGGUAUGUUUUGUUUGCACUAAAUGUAUGGGUGAGUGUUGUGGAACCAUUUUUUUUCAAUAUGUAAAAGCUUUCUCUUGUUUUGUUCAACAUUUUACCAAUUCAAAAGAAUUAUACUUUGCAGACUUUGUGUCAACAAUCUUUUACCUGUGUGCCUUUUAGUAUCUCUGAGCAAACAAGACUGGGCCACUUUCUAAUCUUUUCACAAAUGUAUAAACACCUGAUUCCCAGAAAGGGGGAAUGACUUCUGUUUCGGAAUCUUAAACAUAAAAGGAACAUAAUGCUACAUCCGUUAAUUAAAAAACCUAACAUUCAAUCAACACUUACUAAAAGCAAUACCGGCUCUGAUUUGGUAAACAAAUAUUGGAUCGGAAUGAAAUGAAAUUAUGAAGAAACCAAACAUUACGUGUUUGGAAAAUAAAGUACCCACUUCAAAUAUUUCUCGUGUAUAUAUAUAUCGUGUUGUGUUGUCUGGGAUACAGUAUUGUAUAUCGAUGAAACCGGCAAAUAUUCGGGAAUAUUGUUGCUGCUAGUGGGGUCAUCGGGUGCCAUAUCCAUACAUUCUAUA
This is a messenger RNA of Saccoglossus kowalevskii, 2816 nucleotides long. RefSeq names its product nose resistant to fluoxetine protein 6-like. Lineage: Eukaryota; Metazoa; Hemichordata; Enteropneusta; Harrimaniidae. The record is from RefSeq and is a predicted model, not a curated record. Gene Ontology annotation, molecular function: acyltransferase activity, transferring groups other than amino-acyl groups.